GCGAAAUUUUUGAUUGUUUAAUACAAAUUGUUUUAAUUGAAACCUUAAAUUGUGUCAAAAGAUCAGAUUUCAGAACAAAGAUAUGUUGAAACCGUACAAACACAUUAAAGAGUGCAAAAGAAGAAUUUAGCAGACGUAUAAAAAAUUCAUAUAUGACACAAAGCACUUGUUGCCGCUUGUGGAAACGAGGAAAAUUGCGCUGAUUAGCUAUCAAUUCUCAUUUAAAUAAUGAAAACUCAUUGACUUUAAGUCAAUAUAAAGCAAACAAAAGUGAGUUUGCAAAUUUGCUGAGUAAUUUUUAGGUGUAAGCGUUUGUGUACGCCCCAUGUUUAAAUUAGUAAAAUAUACUACUGCGCUAAUAGCCGUUAAAUUAAGUUUUCUUUCGCAAUGAGCUACCACUCACUGCUAUAAAUGAUUCCUUCCACUUACUGCAAGUACAGUGCCAUUUUACGUACAUUGCCCUACCAGUUUCAAGUGCAGCAUUAAAAAAGUUUUCAUAAAAAUGCUAAUAAAAAAAACGUAAUAAAUUUGCAGCAAUUUACAAACCACAUUAACCAAUACUGCGGCCACACCGCGCGUCAAUGCCACAGCCAAUGUGGAGCAGUAACGUCAACAAAAGUGCUUGAAAAGUUUAUUUUACUCCACUGCAACAACAUAACUACAAAUAUACAUACAUAGGUACAUACAAACUACACAUCGCUAUACAAAAUUUUCUUUGUUCAUUUGAAAUAUAAAAACUUUUUUUAAAUCGCAAUAAAAAAUCGGUAAAUAAAGGACGAAUGCCACUUACAUGUGGAAGUGCAACUGCAUAAAGAACUAAAAAAUAAUAUUAAAUUAAAACGAAAAACAGGCACAUAUCACCACCUCGCCUUCGAGUACGAACCAGCUGCUCGUGCAACUCCAAGGGCGCUUUACAUAAUUUGCCGACAGAUACAAAUGCGCAGUGUACACCAUGGCCACCUAAUCUGUUUAUCUACAAGAUAAGCUCUGACUAUGAAUCUGCUGCUUAGUACUACAGAACAUAACAAGCCAUACGAAAUAAAUAAAAAAUAAAGAGUAUCAAAAACUAUUGAAAAACUAAAAUAACAAAAUUAAAACUUUCCAAUCUGCACACAGACGAGUUGUUUUUUAACAAGCAAUCCAACUGCGGUCGCAGUUUACCAGCUUCUCCCGACUCUUUCGGCUAUUCGCUUAUCAACGGACACACAGCCGGACAACUCGCUAUCGGAAGGGAGCAGAGGCGUCUGGGGAAUAACAAAAGAUAUGGCAACAAACGCCAAAAAUGCACCCAACGACAUCAACAAGCAAGACGAACGGCAACAGGACAACACCCGCAUGACAUUUGCCGGCUCACCAGCUACAGCGCCAACUAGUACUUCAACAGCAGCAUCAGUGGCAGCAACAAGAACAUUGCCGCAACAGAAGCGUCGACAAGAACAAUGCAAUGCGAAAAUAUUGCAAGAACUACUGGGUAUUGUGGCACAACCGCAAGUGGCGACAACACUAAUGCUGAAGCCGGAUGCAGUGGUGGCGGAUAAGCAAAAACAACAACAAAUCCAGCAGUCGCAUGUGGAAUUGAGCCAAAUUGAGUUGAUCUAUCGCGCGGAGGGUAAUGCAAAUUUGGUGCUUGCAUUGCCGCAAUUUAAAAAAGUUUUGCGUCUGCCAAAAACGUCGACAACUAGCCACAGCAAUAACAGAGCAACAGAAUAUAACGAAAUGAAAAUUGGUAAUACACAACAGCAAACGGAUGAAACGAAAGUGUCAGAGGGACGGCAAGCGGACGACAAAGAGUGGCAGCUACAUCAAGAGCAUCGUCAACAACGAGUACAGCAACAGCAGCAGAAGCAGCAGUGGCAGCAGAAGAGUCAAGAAAUGCAAUCGCAGCAUCAACCACAACAGCAAAAACAACAGGAGGUAGUUCAAAGUGCUUCCGAACCGGCUGUAAAUCAAAAUGCAAAAGACUUGACAAUGGAGGAUUUUGUGGCUUACAUCGAGGUAAUACGAAAUAUACUUGGCACUGAAUAUGUAUUCGAAACCGAGAUUGUACGGAUAGCAAAGGCAGAGGACAUACGAUGGAUAAAUGAACGUAUACGAGCAGAUCGACCAGCUCAUCGUCGGGAUAAAGAAUUUUGUGGGGAAUUCGGUUUGUUACUGCCAGAUGCUACACGCUUACCAAUAGCAUUCGAUAUUUUACUUUCCAAUUUGCAGACUGAAUUGAUUGGUGACACAUACGCCGUCGAAAUCAAACCCAAGCAAGGCUGGCCACUGCCACCUGAUGUUGUCGUCAACGAUUUAUUUGACCUGAGGAGAAAACCAACACGAGGUGAGCCAGCUGCGACAGCAACAGCAGCGACGUCGGCAUCGGAGCUGAACUACGCAGUGGACAACAGUCACAUCAUGAGGUGUCGCUACUGUGCGAUGCAAUUUUUAAAGCUGCGCGCAGGCAAAAUCAACAGGCGAAGUUCUUAUUGCCCGCUGGCGUUAUUUUCCGGCGAUCCGUUUAAAAUGAUGGCUGCCAUCGAUGCUCUACUACAGUGCCCACAAAAUAAUUUAAGAAUAUUUCGUAACGGUAUUUUGAUAUAUGAUGGUGAAAAUCAUAGCUACGCUGAAUUAGUGCAGAAUAUAUUUCCUGGCAGCCAAAUAGAGCUUUUAAAAGAUUUGCUCGUGGCAUGUCUGCUGCGGGACUAUACGGCGAACAGCAACAACAACAUCAAAAAGCCGAGCAUAAGCAAUAUUAUAAGCGGUGACGACACCGUUGACGUUGUUGAAGUGACCAAAGCUGCUGCUGGUCAGCCACACUUAAGCGCUACGUCCGCACCAAGGGCAAGCGACGGUGGAGAGACAAAAACGAAAGAAAGCUUGACUAUGGAAGACCAACAGCAGCAGAGAAAAAAGAAGAAGCUGCAAAUGAAAGAAAGUGAGGUAAUGACAACACAUCAACCAACAGCGGCACGAGUGACUUAUGAAACCGCGCCACACACAUCAACUGAAGCCCCCACCAAAGAGGCAGCGACUGCGACGUCAACAACAAAGUCUGACACUGUCGCAUUGGAGACAACUUCGCAAGCACAAAUCACCGAAGUGGAAAUGCUGUGCUUACCGAAAAAUUGUGUCCUUCAAACUAUUUUGCAUCUGCAAUUGUUGGCUAAGCACAACAUGUCCGCCUUACACGCUGCCGGUUAUGCGCAUAAGUCGGAAAAAUCAUACAACGGUUUAAAGUCUUUGCUCCAGAGAUCAUACCACUACCAGCAGCAGCAGCAGCAGCAACAGCAGCAGCAACAGCAGCAGCAGCCAAUCGGUAACGAGCUGACGCCCGUGGAGGCAUAUUUGUUGGGCGCCACUGCACUGGAUUGUUCGAUUAUGCUUGCAUUUCAGGAAAUUUCAGUGCGUAAUCAGGAGCCACCACCGCCGUCACCUCAAAGAACCUUGACGACUUCGUCUUCGCUGCUGUCCAAGCACUGUGUCGUAUUGCCGCGCUACGCAAAAAGCUUCCUCACCAAAGUAACUCUGGUCGACUUGGAUCCGAAGCCUGAUAGUCACUUGUGUAAAUACAUUAAACAGACGUGUCAGGCGCUCAACUUAUUUAUGGAAAGCAGCGCCACUUGAUGACCGCUGCACACGCAUAUGCUUGCAUGUAUGUAUGUGUGUGUGUGUGCGCGCGUUGGUGCUUAAAUGGCAAACACCUUAUUUAUGUGGAAAUCUGCUGAAACCGAAAAACGUGCAAGAUUGCAUAAUUUAAAUGCGCGGAAAUGUGAAUAUGCAUUUAUUUGUGCAUUUCUCUCUCUUUCAUUGUAUACGAGCAUAUGUAUGUAUGCAUGUAUU
Ceratitis capitata (Mediterranean fruit fly) is the source of this 3822-nucleotide messenger RNA. It is a transcript of the gene Ipk1, whose product is annotated as inositol-pentakisphosphate 2-kinase. The coding region runs from base 1264 to 3606 and encodes 780 amino acids. Gene Ontology annotation, biological process: inositol phosphate biosynthetic process. Gene Ontology annotation, cellular component: nucleus. NCBI's taxonomy places the organism in Eukaryota, Metazoa, Arthropoda, Insecta, Diptera, Tephritidae. The record is from RefSeq and is a predicted model, not a curated record. The transcript has 10 exons. Gene Ontology annotation, molecular function: inositol-1,3,4,5,6-pentakisphosphate 2-kinase activity; ATP binding.